Molecule: messenger RNA, 1239 nt
Organism: Prorocentrum cordatum
Lineage: Eukaryota; Dinophyceae; Prorocentrales; Prorocentraceae
Source: the annotation of a GenBank genome assembly
AUGAUCAUAUGGACCAAGCCCUGGAUUCUGCAGGCCGCUCUGAAGGUCGCGAAGGACUGGGGGAGACGGCGUCCUGAUGAUCGACACCGACGUGGUUGUCAAGAAGGAGAUAUUAUCGCGGAGAGUUUGCGGCGCUUGGCGACGAAGCCGAAUUUGGCCAUGGUCACCGGCAUGGAGAACACCCAUGCGGACAGGAUCAACACAGGGACGGUGUUUCUCAUGCCAGGGAAGAUGGCCACCACUUUCUGUUAUGCGUGGGUGGAGCAAAACAACGAGUACCUCAACGACGACCACGGCGACCAGGCAGCGUUCCAGGCGACACUGGACCACAACGAUUUUCUCAAGCCGUUCACCGUGACGUACGAGGAGGCCGUCGGACAGUGCUCGCGCCCCGGCACGGUGGCCACGCACUACAACUGCUGGGCCAACAAGCUCAGGCCGAUGAUCGACCAGGGUGACUGGGACGAGCAGGCGCAGGGCCUCCGGACGAGGCUGGGGCUCCUCGACGGCGGGGGCGUCCAGGCGGAGAGGACUUUGGAUGCAGGCCUGGACCCUCCGGGGGCGCGAGCGCGCGAUCAGCACGAUGGAGGCCGCGGGGGAGUGGCUCGUGCAGGAGAUGUUCGACUGAGGGGCCCGCCCCGCGAGGGGCCCGCGCCGAGCCCACAGGAGGGCAGCCAGGAGGGAGAACGCCUACCGACGCGCCGAAUCGUCCAGCAAAUGUCGAGAACUGUGGGGAAGCCUGCUGUUUGCGUGCGUAUCUAUCUGUGUGUCCCUGGGCCCUUCAGGCAGCGCCGCCGUGCCGCCCGUCCGCCUGUGCUCGCUGGGCGGCGAUCGGCGCCCUGUCUUCCAAUCCCACCACUGGACUGCCCGCCAGGAAUUCGUGCCCUGGCCUGCCUGCCUGCCGCAGGUCCCGGCGGGCGGCCCUGCGGCUGCCUGCCCGCCGCCGAGGGGACCGCUGGCGCCUCUCGAGCGCCGCCCUCGCCGCAGUGGCUGCCGCCAUCGGGCGGCGAGGUCUGGGCACACCCGUCGCCCCAGGGCAGGCGAGCGGGCGGCCCUGCGCUCGCCUGCAUGCUGCUGCCGGGGUCCGCUGCCACCUGCGAGCGCCGUCCUCUCGACGCGGGUCGGCAGCGCUUCGGCGCAGUCCCUCCCGCAGAGCCGGGCGCUGCAGCUUCCUCGAGGAGGAAUUCUCGAUGCAUUCUCACCCGAUUCACUCCUCGUCCUGGCUUCGUCUUAUCGUGA